Chanos chanos (milkfish) is the source of this 639-nucleotide messenger RNA. RefSeq names its product nicolin 1 (gene nicn1). Gene Ontology annotation, cellular component: nucleoplasm. The record is from RefSeq and is a predicted model, not a curated record. The transcript is spliced from 6 exons. Bases 1 to 639 code for a protein of 212 amino acids. NCBI's taxonomy places the organism in Eukaryota, Metazoa, Chordata, Actinopteri, Gonorynchiformes, Chanidae.
AUGAAUGCCAACCCAGUGGAGUGCACUGUGAAGUCUCCCGUGGCUUUGCAGAUUGGAGAUACAGUGUCAGACUCCUUUCGUCCUGGUGUUUACAUCAUUGACAUCACCCUUGAGGAGGCUGUGAACAUCCAAGAGAUCUCCUUUAAAAACUACUAUACAGCCUUUGUGACAAUGCGGCUGCAGCAGAGGCAGGCAGGGAGCAAGGAAAACCAUGCUAAAUGGGUCACCUGUCUGAGAAAUCAUCGUCUCAUGGCAAACCCACACACCGAGGCUGGAUCACAAGACUACUUCUCCAUCUACAGACAGCAGAUGUUGACAGAGCCAGAUCAGGUUACAUCACUAAGACUCAUCUUACGCCAGCCGUCUUCAGUCUGGCUGGAUUUCAGCCUGGAAGAGAUCAAAAUUUAUUCCUGUAUCAGUGAGGACUCUGACAAGGAUGUUCCUGCGUGGUUGUCUACUCUCACGCCUAUACAAGAACCUCUUGACCUAAAGGGACUUCCUGAUCCAGAGACUGUGUCAUCCAGUAUUCAGCAGAUGUGGGCGCUGACGGAGCUCAUGCAGUCCAGUCAGAAAUCUGCAUCCAUUGGACGCUUUGAUGUAGAUGGCUGCUAUGACAUCAACCUCCUGUCUUAUACCUAA